Molecule: messenger RNA, 4137 nt
Organism: Ostrea edulis (European flat oyster)
Lineage: Eukaryota; Metazoa; Mollusca; Bivalvia; Ostreida; Ostreidae
Product: low-density lipoprotein receptor-related protein 4-like
Exons: 20
Coding region: 298-3978 (1226 amino acids)
Source: RefSeq, a predicted model, not a curated record
AUUUGUCUAUUCUUCGUCGGUGAAUGGACGUUUGUACCAAAUAUCGAAGUAAAUGUGCAGGUGCUUGUCGCACAAACAAUUAGUGGCAUACCAUUGUAUCGUACCAAUAGUGUUCGAUGUCUUUGUUGCGAAUAUCUAUGAGUUAAAUCUUGCAGGAAUUUGUUUCUUAAUUGACUCAAAGUGGUACAUUGUAUCAAAUCGUAACUGGGUAUAUAGACCGAACCAGGAAGUGAAAUCUUUAUUUAAACAAGUGAAAAGUUUUUCACACUUCAUUCGCUAGGAACCAAGUCAAUCGGCAUGUGUCGCAGUGUUUUUCUUUUCUUUCUUAUUUUCGGCUGCACGGUUUCAAAACCAGGUUUAUUUCCCGAUACCCCCUACUUGUUUUGGACACCUAAAACAAAUCAGCUAUUUUACCAUAAUAACACAGAAAACUGGAUCCAUAUCAACGAACCUCCGAACAUAUUUAGCUUUACGUACGGGACUACAAAACAUAAGCAUAUUGGCUGUUCGUAUGAUUUUGGGAAAGGUUUCUUGCUAUCUAGUGACAAUCAUGCAAAUACACUUGCCCUUUUGGGCGAGACAAGCAGUGGUAGAACUCAAGGAACUUUCUUCCAUUUCGGAACCUCUUCCGGUGUUGGUCACGUGGCUGUGGACUGGAUUAGUAGUAACGUUUACUGGACGGACGGUUUAUUUGGCUGGAUAGGACUGCAAACUCUACCUAGAAGUAUAGAAACUAUACAGCCUAACAAAAAAUUCAGGGUAGUAGUUGAUAAGUUCCUGGAUGUUCCGUCAGGCAUUGCAGUGCAUGCCAAUAAAAGAUUCCUGUUUUGGACAGACAAAGGGGUAGAACCAAAAUUAGAGCGUGCUUCAUUGGACGGCUCCAACAGGAAAGUCCUGAUUUGGUCCGGGAUUAUCAAUCCCGUGUCCGUAACCGUUGACGUACGCAACGACAUGGUGUACUUCACCGACUCAGCGCGGGAAACCGUGGAAGUUAUCGACUUAAAUGGGAACUCGAGACGCAUUUUAUUUUACGAGACGAAUUCUCUCUUCUAUGGUAUAGAAACCUUCAAGAAUUAUGUUUUUGUCUCGGACCAGUCAACAAAUCAAAUUUUGGUUCUUUCAAACUCCACUGGACAGAAACUAAAAUCAUCAGCCACUGGAGGAUCUGUUCCAUUUUCUUUGGGUGUGUUUGCCGAGGAGAACCAGCCGCAGGAUUCAGCAGAGUGUGAUGCGUACGGCUGUAAUCAGAUAUGUAUCACGGAAAACGCCGGGGCUAAAUGUCUCUGUGAAGAUGGGUAUGAUCUGUCCGCAGACGACAAAACGUGUACAGAGACUAACAAACUUUUACAAAGAAGCAUUUUAGUGGCAGCUGGACCUAAUAUAUGUGAUAUAACGAUCGACACCUUAAAUUCCUAUAGAUAUAUCAAUUUACCAAUCAACUGUGAUGUCAUCGCCACAACCUCCGGGGAUGUGUCUUACUUCACGUUAGCAAUGCACACCAGAGAAAUAUAUUAUGCUAAAGAAGAUAUCAUUUUCAGACAAGAACUAUUUGAAACCUCAGUUGCUUUGAAUAUUUCGAGACAGAACAGGAUUUCAGGCAUGGAUUACGAUUGGCUGACAGACACCUUAUACUGGAGCGAGGAAUCCGUCAGUAAGAUAUUUGCUUGGAAUGUAUCUUCAGAGAAAAUCACGAUCCAGGAAAUUUCUGCACCGAGUAUGGGAUUCCCUACGGCUUUGAAAGUCGAUCCCUUUAAAAAGAGAUUUUUCUAUAUUGAUGGAUCCUCGUCUGUAUCAAUAAAAGUUCUAAAUAUAGAAACCAACGACAUUCAAACCUUAGAGAGCCUCGGCAUUGUUUCCCCUGCAUACCUAAUCUACGAUCGCCGGAAAGACAUGGUAUUUUGGAGUGACGCAGGAAAGUCCUCACUGGGGUCGGUAAAAUCAGAUGGCACCAAUACUAACUUCAAGCAGCUUUCACAAGGAUCAACAUACUCCGGCAUCACAGUGUACAAGGACUAUUUGUUGUGGUUGUCGACAACUCCUCCCUCGACUUUGCACCUGAAUGUAAUGGAAAACACAUCUUUGAGCUCAGAUAUCGCUAUUGAAAUGCCGCUUAACGUAGGGGUUUCCAGGAUAUUUGAUAUGCGCGCAUUUGAUAAAGCUUUACAGCCUUUUGCAAAAGAACCAUGCAUUACAGACAACGAUGGUUGCGAGCAUAUAUGUGUUGUUGAGGGGGAAAAUAGUAGAUGUGUUUGUCACUUGGGAUACACUAUCCAAUCCGACCAGAAGUCGUGUGUAUCAGCACCAAUUGACAGAGGUUUCCUACUGACUACUGAUAUUCAAAAGAAAAAUAUUUACCAAAUAAAUUAUAUGAAUGAAGAUAUACAAACCAUAAACAUUUUGCCUGGAAGUCCUGGGGUUCAAGAUUUUGACGACAUCAGAAAUGAAAUGAUAUGGUGGGACAGUUCUCAAACUGCUAUACGGAAAAGCCAUUUCGAUGGUAGUAACGAAAAGGUUGUAAAAGGUGGCGUGGUGGAGGUACAUGGGUUGACUAUUGACCACUCAACUGGGAACAUUUUUUACUCUUCCGGUGACAAUAUUUUUGUAACUACCAAUUCUGGAGAUGUCUUCCGCAAACUUGUGAGUGGAGGAAAUAUAGGAUCUCUGCAAGUAGAUUCUAAACGAGGAAUUAUGGUGUGGAUUGAAGGUCGACCAAAUCCAAAAUUACGCAGAUCCUAUAUGGAUGGCACAAACGUGGAAACAAUAUUUUCUAGUUCAUCCCAUCCCAUUGCUACCCCUAUGGAUUUGGCUAUAGACGAUGCAGAUGGGAGUCUUGUAUGGUGUGACGAUACCUUGGAUAAGAUUGAAGUCGUAAAUAUGGCAACAUUCACACCACGAACAGUUAUAGAAAAUAGAAAAGAAUUCCCUGUGUCAGUUACAGUUUAUGGAGAGUUCAUCUACUACAUUGCUAGAGACAGAAGGUCUGUCACAAAGAUAUCUAAAAUAACAGGUUCUAAUCCGUCAACUGUAAUGGCAUCCCCGUUAUUUGGAAAACUUUUGUAUUUAACAAUCUAUAAAGAGAGUAGCCAAAUGUUACAUAAAUUGUGUUCGAGCCAAAAUGGUCUGUGUAGCAAGUUUUGUUUGCCGAGAGGAGAAAAUAAUGCAAUCUGUGCGUGUGAAAAUGGUGUCCAAAUCGACCCUGAGGGGCUUUGUCCAGGAGAUGUGCAGUGCCCAUUAACCAUUAGUAAUGGUAAAAUCCCGAAGACUUGUAGAAGAUUGGCGGGGGACGUUUGUGGGUUUACAUGCGAUGAAGGUUAUCAGGUAAAUGUGGCAGAAACCACCAGGAUUAUCUGUGGUGCCAAUGGACAAUGGGAUCAGACCAACAAAUUAUGUACAGUUGUGGAGAAAAAUGUGGCUGCAUUAGCUGGAGGAAUUGCCGGGUCGGGGGUGGUACUGAUCAUUUUGGCUGUUGUCGUUUUCUUCGUGUUAAAAAGGAAAAAGAAAGAGAAAAAAUCGAAGCAGCAGCAGAACGACCUUUCACUAGGUUACACAUGUCCAAGUGAACUAGAUCCCAGCAUGCUUUCAGGUUCUCAGAUAAGUACGUAUACAACACUUUCCGAAGAUGGAGAAGUAUAUGAUGAAAUAAAGGAAAAUUACCUGUACCAGGCACCGACAAUUGAACAACCAAAGUCUGUGGAAAUUCCAUCAAUACGAUUUUCAAAACACGAAUACAAAGGGAAAUCCUGUGAUGACGGAGGAUUAUCUGUUAAGUCUGAGAGGUACUCAGUAUUCCCUUCACGAGUUAAUGAAGAUGACUUGGGUUACCUCGAAACAAGCCAGUCGAGAGCUUCUAUGCAGGAUCCCGAACCCGACUAUGAUAGCAACGAUCACCUGAAGCCGACGCAUGGUGAAGACUAUUUAUACGUUAUCAGAACCCCUGAUAAUGUACGUAGGGGUAGCCGUGUUCAGCAAUGUAACUGAUUCAUAAUUUACUCUACAUUUACUUAUCACUGGAAACACCAAGGUAACUAUGAUUGAAAUACUGUAUAGAUUGAUUUAACAUAAUGUUCUUUGCACUGUGCAAUUUUGUAAAUUUUACUUGUGCCUAUGGGAAUGAUAUAAUUAAAUGCAAUAACUGUG